AUGCAAACCACUAGCCCCUGCUGGCCUCAGGGCUGCCUCAAGCCUCAGGGACUUGCCCAGCCCCUGGCAGCAGGCUCCUGGUGCAGGGGCCAUGUGGUAAAGACAGGAGGGGCUAGGAGGGUCAUGCGGAGGGUGCCAGGGCUGGGGCCCAGGAGCAGCAGGGCAGGCCUCACCUUCCUGGGGUCCGUUCUGUGCGGCGUAUGCAGAAUGGGCCUGACCUGGUUAGGAGCAGUCAGGGAUGGUCCCGCUGGGUGUCGGAGACCUGAGUCAGGGAGGUGGCAGCUUGUACCUGGGCGUAGCAGAGGUGGUAAAGCCAAAGAGAGAAGAGCGGCCUGCAAGGUGGAGUUGGUGAUGAAAGGUGAGACCAGCAGGGUGCAAUCCAUCGGGCCACUAGGAUGUUGGGGUGGGGUGGGAAGAGAUGGGUGCAGGCCAGGUAGGAAGGCGUCUGGUUGGCCUUCGAGCGGUGAAGGCCGUGCCUGCAAGGCAGGGCCGCGCUGGAAGAGCCCGGCUCAGGCGCUGCCACCCUUCCACAGCAAGCAGCCCCGAGACAUUCCCUGGAAGUCUGUCGGGAACCCCUUUGUGGUGGAGUCCACAGGCGUGUACCUGUCCUUAGAGGAAGCUUCAGGCCACAUCGAGGCAGGCGCCUUGCGUGUGGUCAUCUCCGCACCCUCACCGGAUGCACCCAUGUUUGUCAUGGGGGUAAACGAGAAGAGCUAUGAUCCUGCCUCCAUGAAAGUCGUCAGCAAUGCAUCCUGCACCACCAACUGCCUGGCGCCCCUUGCCAAGGUCAUCCAUGAGCAAUUUGGGAUCGUGGAAGGGCUGAUGACCACAGUUCAUUCCUAUACUGCCACCCAGAAGACUGUGGAUGGGCCAUCAAAGAAGGCCUGGCGAGAUGGCCGGGGCGCCCACCAGAACAUCAUCCCAGCCUCCACGGGGGCUGCCAAGGCCGUUGGCAAAGUCAUCCCAGACCUCAAAGGGAAGCUGACAGGAAUGGCGUUCCGGGUGCCAACCCCAGACGUAUCUGUUGUGGACCUGACCUGCCGCCUGGCCCAGCCCACCCCGUACGAGGCCAUCAAAGAGGCCAUCAAAGCGGCAGCCAAGGGGCCCCUCGCUGGCAUCCUUGCCUACACGGAGGAUGAGGUAGGGGCUGGGGGGGGGGACCAUGGGAAGAGCCCUCUGGGGAGGAAAGGUGAUUUUCCUGUUGCCAAAGAGCUGCUCACGUCGUAUCAAGAUAGGGGCUGCAGGGCUGGGGAGGUCUGGAGGGCUGCUCUUCCCGCCUCAGGGUCUUUGCACUUGCUGCUCCUUUGGUCUGAAUAGCUUUUCUUCCCGGUGGCCAAGCAGUCGGCCCUCAGCUGCUCCAAGUCUCGAUUUCAGCUUCUGUCCUCAGUGAGAUAUUCUCCUUCUGACCCUCUUACUUGAAGUUCCCUUUCACGGUCAGCGUUGGCACCGCUAGCAUGUGCACCACAGGAAAGCAGGGACUUGGGGGCUCCGUGGCUCCAGCCACCCCCCCCCCGGGGGCCUGGCACUUCUGCAGCUGCUCAAUGGGUGCCUCAGGAACAAGACAGUGGCUCCCACUUUUCAACAAUCGGUCAGGGUAGGCCAGGCCAGGCGCCUUCCCUGUGAAGAACGGCUGUCACCAUGCAUUUGCUCCCGGUCGCGCCAUCUCUGCGCUUCCACCUUUGGUGCUGUCUCUGCUUUAGCUCCUACAGGUCCACUCUCACCAGGCUCUCUUGUUUCAAGGAAAUCAGAUCGCAUCCCCUCCCACUGCUGGAAACCUUCCUCUGUGGCCCGACACCACACUAGGGCCAACCCCCGGGUUGGGUGGGGGGCCUGUGCUGUAGCUCCUUCCACCUCAGGCACUAGACCUCCAGACCCAGCCUCCGAGGGGGCCUCUGUGCUGGCCGGGAUGUGACUGCUGCAGCCUCAGGGUGUUUGUGCUCUUCGUCCUUUGGCCGCAGGCCAAGCCCCCGUGUGCCUUCCUCCUGGGCCCCCAGAACCUGGACACAGCAGGGCUCCCAGACACUGUAGGUGAAGCGAUGGCCAGGUGCCUGAGAGCCGGAGCCUGGGCUCCUGGAGGUCCUUGCUCCGCGCCCACACGCAUCUUUGAAAUUCGGACGCCCAGGUCGUGUCCACGGACUUUGUGGGCAACACCCACUCGUCCAUCUUCGACGCUAACGCCGGCA
This is a messenger RNA of Nyctereutes procyonoides (raccoon dog), 2183 nucleotides long. It is a transcript of the gene GAPDHS, whose product is annotated as glyceraldehyde-3-phosphate dehydrogenase, spermatogenic. The transcript is spliced from 5 exons. The coding region runs from base 1 to 1317 and encodes 438 amino acids. NCBI's taxonomy places the organism in Eukaryota, Metazoa, Chordata, Mammalia, Carnivora, Canidae. The record is from RefSeq and is a predicted model, not a curated record. Gene Ontology annotation, molecular function: NAD binding; oxidoreductase activity, acting on the aldehyde or oxo group of donors, NAD or NADP as acceptor; NADP binding. Gene Ontology annotation, biological process: glucose metabolic process.